Lottia gigantea (owl limpet) is the source of this 2309-nucleotide messenger RNA. RefSeq lists its product as hypothetical. The annotation marks the transcript as partial. The transcript has 2 exons. Lineage: Eukaryota; Metazoa; Mollusca; Gastropoda; Lottiidae. The record is from RefSeq and is a predicted model, not a curated record.
CGGAAGAUCCAACAAGUUUUUAGAAAAUUUAUCAACAUUGCCUUUAAUUUCCAAGUUAACAAUAAACAGAAUACCUAAAUUGAAGAGUAAGGAAUUUGGAAACCUUCAUUAUGAGUUCCCUAACUUUAGAUGAUAAAAGGACAUUGCUUGGUAAGCAGUUGACACUGGGUUAUCAAAAAAUAAACAGUUUAAAUGCCAAGACUAGAAAAGUAAAAGCUGCACAAGGAUUUGUGAUGAUGAAAAGGGACAAGAUUAUGAGGCAUGUUGAGGAACAUGUUAAAAGAUUGGUCAAUUCUUUAGAUGAGUUGAAACACAGAUUUGAAGAUGAUUUGAAGAUACUGGUGGGUGAAAAGAGCGCUGAGUUGGAGUCUGAGUUUGAUGAAAUUCAAGAUGAUGUUUGUAUGUUGAUGGAGAUCUGUGUAGAAUCUGAAAAUACUUUGAAAUUAGGAAAUGAGAAUCUAUUGGACAAACACAGUGAUGCUUUAGUCACAUCAUUCAACAUGUUAUUUGAAACAGAUGAAAGUAUUGUAGACUAUGAUAAAAUGAUAGUGAUGGAUUUUAAACCAUAUGAUUUAGAAAAUUUAAUGUUGAGAAAAGGGUUAGGUUAUGUCAUUACUAGUGAGUCCAACACAGCACAACCUUUAUCUCCUUAUAUGGCAUAUUCAUUCACACAGACAGAACCUGUCAAUCAUAAAGAUAUUGGAACACAAACAUCACCAAAUCCUUGUUUGACUAGAAGACAAAUACCACCUAAUUACAUGCCUCAACAAGCUAUGAAUUACAACAAUAUGUUACUAGCUAGACAAAACUAUUAUCCUCCGUAUUUUACUCCAGGACCAAAUUAUUUCGGCCAUCCAGUUGCAGCGGGUGUUGGAAACCCUUUGAAUAUGAACAACAACUUUGACAUGACUGGUGGAAUACCACAUCCAAAUUCUGCUACUAUGCCUAGAUAUUUUUAUCCUCCAGCAGCAGCCAUGAACCAAAUACCACUGCAAGCAACUUCUUAUGAUCAAAUGCAAACAUCUCCCCCACACCAGAUAUCCCCUACACCUUCUAAAAGAAUUGAUAUAAGGUCAUGUGAUGACCCACCAGUUUCACCAGUUGUAGAAAAACCAAAAGAUUACUCAGAAGCCAUUUUGAAGAAAUUAGCAUCUGGUGGUGGUGAAAGAUAUCGUCCAUUAUUUUCUACUGAUCUAUCCAAUACAGGAACAUCAUUUAGCACUGAAAAUGGAGUUCAGCAGCUGAGGAGGACAGAGUUAUCUGGUGCCAACAUCACCAGAAGUUCCAGUCCAGACCUUAAUUCAUCCCAUCAUAGUGAGCAAGAAAUAUCAACUAAAAAACCACCUAGACUUCCAGGAGCUAAGACAGUGGACAGGCUUCUCAAUGCCAGCAGUAUUAGUGCCAAAAUUAAAACCCCACUAGCUUCAACUCCAAUAUGUGAAGAUCGAGGGAGAAGUAAAUCAUUCAGUGUGAGAUUUUCACCAACUUCGACAUUAGAGUCCAUGAACAACAGCAAGGCAUUGGACUCAUUAAAUACAUCUUAUAUGCCGAAAUCUAUUCAAGAGUUGAAAGACCUGCAAAGGAUGUCAUUUCCACAAGAGAACAGAAAUUCAGAGAUGAAGAAAAAUGACAAGAACAAUGAUAAAUACCAUAAUGGCCAUGAGAAAUCAGAGAUUGAAUUGAGAAUGGAGCAACCGUGGAGAAAUCCGGAAAAUGUAACACAACAAAAAUCCAAGAAAGAUGAUAUACCAGAUGUAAUUAUCAAAAAAGUUGACCUUCCAGAUGUAAUUAUUCAAAAGGUUGAAUACAUGGAUCUCAAUGGUCAACAGAACAAAAAGUCAGCCAAUGAAUCUUGGGAUGAGGAAUGUUUGAUGAUUGAUGACCCACAUUCAUCACGAAAUACAGAAGGACAUGAUGCCCAAGUGAUUGAUCUGACUAAUCCAGAAGCAAGGAACAAUUCCACUCUAUAUCCAAGCUGGAAGAUACAGGAUGACCCAGGAGAAAGAAAGAAAGCUAAAAUGUCUGACAGUGGAAUUGCUGCUGAUAUUUGUCAAAGGUCUGGAACUUGGGAUUCUGAAAUUAAUAAUCCAAAUAGUAAUGAUUGGAAUGAAUCUGAUGAAAAUAUAGAUGGGGCAAACCCUUUAGAAAAAACAGACAGAAGUAAACCAACUUCUGUUAAUUUAGAAGCUGGUGUGGUAAAAUCUAUUAAUUUGUCCCAAUUCAAAUCCAUGUUUGAAAAACACAUAGAAUCCAAUGAUCAUAUACCACAAACUGGACAAACCAGAAGCAGUCAAAGGAGAACAAGCGAG